Alosa sapidissima (American shad) is the source of this 2335-nucleotide messenger RNA. RefSeq names its product protein prenyltransferase alpha subunit repeat containing 1 (gene ptar1). Gene Ontology annotation, biological process: protein prenylation. The transcript has 7 exons. The record is from RefSeq and is a predicted model, not a curated record. Gene Ontology annotation, cellular component: cytoplasm. NCBI's taxonomy places the organism in Eukaryota, Metazoa, Chordata, Actinopteri, Clupeiformes, Clupeidae. The coding region runs from base 49 to 1530 and encodes 493 amino acids. Gene Ontology annotation, molecular function: protein prenyltransferase activity.
GUAAACCUCAAGAAGAAGAAGAAGAACCCCCUACUGCAGUAGUGAAAAAUGGCUGAGUCGGAAGAGGAGGUGGACGUUUUGGUUCAAAGAGUUAUGAAAGAUAUUAAUAACGCGUUUAAGAGAAACCCCAACAUUGAUGAGAUUGGACUCAUCCCCUGCCCGGAAGCCAGAUACAACAGGAGCCCGAUUGUCCUGGUGGAGAACAAGCUGGGAGUGGAGAGCUGGUGUGUCAAGUUCCUCCUUCCCUACGUCCAUAACAAGCUGCUUCUCUACAGACAGAGGAAACAGUGGCUUGACAGGGAAGCGCUUAUAGAUGUCACCUGCACGUUGCUGCUGCUAAAUCCAGAUUUCACCACUGCUUGGAACGUCAGGAAAGAGUUGUUGGAGUGUGGGGUGCUGUCUCCCGAGAAGGACCUCUAUCUGGGGAAGCUCGCACUGACCAAGUUCCCCAAGAGUCCAGAGACAUGGAUCCACAGACGCUGGGUCCUGCAGCGGCUCCAGCGGGAGCUCUGCCCGGGGCUCGGCGAGCGGAAGGAGCAGGCAGACGGCGAGCACGGCGACGGCGGCGAGGCCACGCGGCAUGGCGAGCGUUUGCGCAGGCUCCUGCAGGAGGAGAUGCGCGUGUGCGCAGACGCAGCAGGACGUUACCCCAGCAACUACAAUGCCUGGUCCCACCGCAUCUGGGUGCUACAGCACCUGGCCAAAGGCAACGUGAAGAUACUGCAUGACGAGCUGUCCUCCAUGAGGCUGUGGGUGUCCAUGCACGUAUCCGACCACAGUGGCUUCCACUACCGCCAGUUCUUGCUCAAGGCCCUUGUCCGGGAGCUCAGCCAGCAGCAGCAGCAGGCCCAGUCUCCAGCCUCGUCCCCCCUGCACCCCUCCUCCCCGCCACCCUCGCAGGGCUCCCCGACCAACUCGCCCUCGCAAGCCAACGGCGAGGCCUCCACCGCGGUCAGGGGCCCCGAGGCCCACGUGGGUGCCCAUACCGUGGUCUCCCAGCUCUUCCACGACGAGAUGGAGCUGUGCACCGACCUGAUUGAGUCUUACCCUGGUCACGAGACGCUGUGGUGUCACAGGCGACACAUCUUCUACCUCUGGCACCAGUGGGCGCAGGAGAAGGACCUCGGCCAGGCCAACGGGGACUCUCCCAGCCUCCUCAACCACGCCCAGGAGCCUCCCGCCGCCCCAUCCCACGCGCCGCCACCCUCCCACCACCCCGAGGAGGCCACAGCGACGGUGCCUGCCAACGGCCAGCAGCCCACGGACAUGGAGGUGGACGGAGAGGUCGAGCCGGAGAUCUACUCGCUCUCGGACGCCGCGGGGCAGCAGGGUGGCGGUAGCGGAAGCGGAAGCUGCUACACGCGGGACACCAAGCGGCUGAAGCGGGGGCCCACUCCGCCCUGUCCGGCGCCCAGCCUGUCGACAGAGGACGCCUUCAUCAGCCGCGUCCUGGCCGACUGCCGGAGCCCCGAGCAGCGGCGCUUCGCCACCGCCUACAGGAAGUGGCUGGACUCCGUUAUAGGUCAGUAGCCUUUUCGCAAAAAAAAAGAACGAAAAAAUGAAAACAAAAAAACGACACGGAGAAGGCCUCCACAGGCCUCCACUGACUUCCUGCUGCGGCACCUCUCAUCUCGUACACGUGAGGGAGGGAAGAUGGAGGGGCCAGGUGGAGGAGAAAGAGAGUGAGGUCUCUGUGGUAGGUCAGAGACAGGUCAUCUUCACUUCAUUUAAUUCACCCUCUGAAAACAAAAACAACAGCUGGACCUUUUUUUUCCUUCAAACUGAGAGUUGUUUGGAGCUGUUUCACAAUGAAAACCCAUUGCCCCCCUCUUUUUAUUUGUUUUUCUCUUACUGUUUUUUUUCUCUUCUCAUUUUAAAUAAUCUUAAAGGUCAGAAGUGGUGUGUGUGCCUCCCUCAGUUUUGGUGCUGUCAAUCUCAGGUCUGUUUCAGCAUAAUACAAUGUUUUCUUUUUUUCCCUUCAUUCUCUUGGUCAUUAUCAUUAUUUUAUUUUUGUUUUGGGUUUGCUUUAUUUUUUGGGGACGGAUUGAGGCAUGUCUACAUUUAUUCUUUUGCGUCUUCCACUUGAUAUGAAAGAAAUAACUGUAGCAGAUUCCUUUCGAUGCUGCCAUCCAUGUUAAUUCCUGACUCAAUUGGAACAGACUUACAUGCUGCAUUCUGCCGCUUUGUGUUUCUGCAUCUGAGUAUAGACAUGAACAAAACAUCCUGACGUUUCGCCACAGUCAGGAUCUAGUAAGCACAAUCAGUUGAAAUCGUGACACUUUAGAUGAAAGUAGCUUAACCCGCAAAAAGUUAUUCGAAAAAAGAAAAGCUUUUU